Molecule: messenger RNA, 3341 nt
Organism: Cuscuta epithymum
Lineage: Eukaryota; Viridiplantae; Streptophyta; Magnoliopsida; Solanales; Convolvulaceae
Source: the annotation of a GenBank genome assembly
UGAACAAAUUUGGUUCACCAUCGUUUUGACCUCUGGUUUUCCCGGUCUUGUUUCCAAAGUUAAUUAAACACAGUAAAAGGGGCAAAAUUACGGAGAAAAAGCAUCCGUUGCUUCUGAACGUCUGAGCCAGUACACAGACGUAUAAAUGGAGUGUGGUUUCCUUGAUUGGUCGAUUGGAGUUCUCCACUAACUACUGUUCUACAUUUCUUACCGGGCUUUUGUAGCUUCUGAAAGAAGCUAAUCACACUUGGAGAGACAAAAGAGCAGUGGAUUAGCGGAAAAGCUGUUUAAUAAGUAACAAUGGAACCCGGAAAACCCUCUGUUAUUGUUUCCAAAAAGCCCCUUCCUUCUCCUAAGUCUAUAAUAAACCAGAAGUUCGGUGAUAAAGCUACGUACAAAGUCGAGGAAGUCGAAGAUUGCAUUCAAAAUGCACGCCCUCCAGCUCUAGGAAUCCCGCAGAAGGGUCCUUGUCUCUACCGCUGUACGCUGGAGCUUCCAGAAUUCUCUAUUGUCUCUGAUAUCUGCAAAAGUAAAAAGGAUGCAGAACGAUCUGCUGCGGAGAAGGCCAUUCAAAAGCUUGGCAUCCAUCCAAAAGAAGACAACCCCACCCCACAGGAGGCAUGGGAUCAAUUGGUCAAUCGGCUGUCAUUUUUGUUCUCAAAUGAGUUCCUUUCUUCAGUGCAUCCUGUGAGCUGUCACCUAAGAGAUGCACUACAGAGAGAUGGUGAUUUUCGUGGUUUUCUUCCAGUAUCUACAAUUGCCGUCUUUGAUUCAAAGGUUUGUAGCUUGUGCAAAUGCAUAAAACCUGAAGUUGAGUCAAAUCUUUUGUUGGUCAUGGAACUUAUAAUCAGGGCAGCUGAAAAAUUAUCCGGUUCUUUGAUCUUGUCUGAAGACCACCUUUCACUGAAGAAAUUGAAUUCAUAUCCUCCUGAGAUUGAGCAGCCUUUAUCAAUAUCUGAAGCCAGUAUGGUUGAAAGUAUUCCAGUUGAGGUGAUACGUUUACCAUCUUCAGUCAAGAAUGCUGUAGAACCUUUGACCCUUAAUGUAUCUUUCAGUGGAUAUUACCUGGAUGUUAUUGCAUGUGAACUAGGCUUAAGGGACGCUUCUAAGGUUCUGAUUUCUAGGCCUAUCGGGAAAGCUUCCUCAGAGACAAGAUUAUAUUACCGUAUUCCCAUUGCUACCACACUUAACCAAUCAUCUAAGUAUCAUAUCAAUCAAACUGGUCAUCAUGAAGCAGAACUUAAUGUAAGGGCAAGUUACUUAUGCGGGCAAGAAAUAUAUGGCGAUGCCAUUUUAGCAUCUCUGGGAUACUCAUGGAGGUCUAUAAGUACACAGCUUCAUCUUUUUCAUGAAGCUUUGUCCAUACGUACAUAUUAUAGGUUGCUUGCGUAUAAGAUGCCUCGGGGAAUUUACAAAUUAUCAAGGGAUGCAUUACUUGCAGCAGAACUGCCCACUAUAUUCACAACACGAAGCAAUUGGAAAGGUUCCUUUCCAAAAGAAAUUCUCAUAGUAUUCUGUCGCCAGCAUCGACUAUCUGAGCCUAUCUUUCUAUGUAAAUCCUUUGAAUCACAACCUGCUUUGCAGGAAUCACCUGGGUCGGGUGGGCAGAAAACAAAUGGAAGUGAUCUUGAUGGGUCAUCAACAAAACCAAUUGUGUCAUAUAAGUGUGUACUCAAGAUCACAUCUAAGUGCCAGGAUUUGAUUAUACAGUGCUCACCUAAGGAGUCUUUUAAGAAAGAGGCUGAUGCAGUAGAGACUACUGCCCUGAAGGUCCUUUCAUGGUUGGAUUUAUUUUUUGUUAAACUUGAUGUGUCUGCAGAAGAUGUGACAUCUGCCUCCAAAGAUCUUGAUAUCCUUAUCUACCCUCAGAACAUUCUAAAGGAGUUCGGGCUAUGCCUAUCUAUGCAUUACCAGUUCCAGGGUAUUGGAGCACAUUCUCACAGUUUCUUGGCAUGUGGUUAUAUGCAUCAACAAAGGAACAAACUUGAUGAUGAUAUAUCUUUUGCAAAGAUAGAUGGCCAAGAUUCCGGAAUCACCCCAUGUGCUGGUUGUAUGGUUUGUGUGAGUUAUAGCAUAUCUUUGGUUGCUGAAGGGGAAUGUAUGAAGGAACAUAUUGAGAGUAGUGAGGAGUUUGAGUUUGAGAUUGGAUGCGGUGCUGUUUUUCCUCUUCUAGAGGCAGCUGUUAUGCAGAUGUCUGUUGGUCAGUCUUCAUGGAUUAAUAUGGAGUUGCCUCCAGAUGAGUUCAUUCUUGGUGCAGCUGGUGAUUCUGCAACGAUUGUGACACUAUUGUCUACAGGAAUGUGCUUUGUGGAGUGUAUCAUAACUUUGCUGCAGGUGACGGUACCUCCAGAGGACAGAAUGGAACAGGCUUUCUUUAAACCUCCUUUAUCAAAACAACGUGUUGAGUAUGCAUUGCAACACAUCCGGCAAUCAUGUGCUGCCUCUUUGGUUGAUUUGGGUUGUGGUUCUGGAAGUUUAUUGGAUUCUUUGUUAGAAUAUCCAACGUCUUUGGAAAAAAUUGUUGGUGUUGAUCUUUCCCAUAAAGGUCUUGCGCGUGCAGCAAAGAUACUCCAUCAAAAACUAAGUGCAAGUAUGGAUACUGAACUAUCAUCUAAGAAAGUCAAGUCUGCUGUCCUAUUUUAUGGUUCCAUAACAGACUUCGAUUCUCGCUUGUACGGGUUUGACAUUGCAACCUGCUUGGAGGUUAUUGAGCACAUGGAAGAAGAUCAGGCGUGUAUAUUCGGGGAUGUUGUACUUCACUCUUUUCGUCCAAGCAUUCUCAUCGUCUCGACCCCAAAUUACGAGUACAAUACAAUUCUCAAGAGAUCUGCACUUCAAAAUGGGGAGGAAGAGGACCAGGGGAUGUUUAAAUUCCGGAACCAUGACCACAAAUUUGAGUGGACAAGAGAGCAAUUUCGCCACUGGGCAACCGACCUGGCUCUAAGGCAUAACUAUGGUGUUGAAUUCAGUGGUGUUGGUGGGGAGGCUGAUAAAGAACCAGGGUUUGCCUCCCAAAUAGCUGUCUUUAGAAAUAGAAAUGAUGCUAUUUUGACAAUAGAUGCUGCUGAAAAGUAUGAAGUUGUAUGGGAAUGGAAUAGGGACGGCAAUUCAUCUUCUGCAUUCUAAGAGAAUCUUUGUACUUGGGAUCUCUUCUUUUUUUGCUUCAUUUUGGUUGACCAUAAUGUAUGGAAAGUUUGCUCAUUUGACAUUUGCCUAGACUCAAGCAGCGCUUGUUUAAAAAUAGACAGGAAAAUUUGCUCAUUUGACAUUUGCCUAGAUUCUUUUUUUUUUUCCGUUGAGCUAGUAUAUCUAACUUCUUAGCCACUCUGCCCCAAUUUUCC